GUUGUCGCAAACGCCUUACUCAGUCCAAGAUCUUACUUAUUAGGCUCGUUGCACAUAUAGUGAUUAUUUGCAUUCAUUCAUUUUGCACCGAAGUAUCUAGUUGUCUUGCUUGCUAAUUAGAACAAAAGAAUGAUCCAUCUUCCCCGAUGUAGUGCUGCCCCUCGUGGGCGCAGCGCCAUCGCAAAGCGCGUUGUCUCUGCUGUUUGCCGUUCACGAACAGCCCCUCUCGGGGCCAUAGUUUCUCAGAAGGACGCGAAGGACGCGUCAACGACGACGGAAGCCGGUGCAUGCACAGGAAACAUUCCGGCAGAAGCGGUUACAGCAUCUGAUCGAUCGCGACUCGCGGCAGGUGUCGCUCCCUCAGAAGCGGGUAGUAGACACAUCAACCAGCAGAAGGAAAUAACACGAGAGUUCGUAGACUUGCUUCCCUCCUCAUCGUCGAGAGUGGUUCAGGAAUCCUCGGUUGGGAGUGAGCCUGCAAAGUCAGAAUGGUCGUGGCGAGAGGCGAGUACGGCUAUGGAGAUGUUGACGAUGCCGAGAAAUCAAGAGACCGCGCUUGGCUCCGAGCUAAGCCGCGAUAGAAGUGGAAGAGGUACAACAGGGGCUCUGUCCUCUUCAAAUAGCUUCAGAGAAGCGAAAGAGACAGGAGAUAUCCGCUGUGUGGAGCAUCCUUUCGAAAAAUCGAGUAGCAGCAGUUCUUGCAUGUAUUCGGUUUCUGGGCCACAGCAAGACCGGUCCCGGCCGAUCGGCAUCCACUAUUCUCAUCCCGCGUCUUCUGAAGAUAACCGGCCGAUCGGCAUCCACUAUUCUCAUCCCGCGUCUUCUCAAGAUAACGCGACUAGAAGCACUAUGGCGUCAUUACCAGCAGCAUUGUUUGGGAUGGGGUCCUCUAGGUCCACUGGUGGACUACGUCCUGGUAUAGCGGACAAGAUCUUGAGUGGAACCUCCUCAGCCCACAUGACUAGUCAGCGACGGGGUAUUUCGUUUGCUGCCGGCGAUCCUUUUGGGAGUGGGGGACCUUUCGGCUUCGGAGGAGGCGGCGGCCGAAAUCCUUUUGGCGGGGGAGGUGGGCAGAACCCCUUUGGCAACGGCGGCAGUGGAGGUGGGUCUUCAUCCUCAAGAGCGACUAAGAAGCUGUACGAAUUACUGGGCGUCUCCGAAGGUGCGGGAGAUAAGGAGAUCAAAAGCGCCUAUAAGAAGAAGGCUCUAGAGCAUCAUCCAGAUAAAGGCGGUAAUGAAGAAACGUUCAAAAACAUAUCCAAAGCCUACGACGUUUUGGGGAACGCAGAAAAGAGAAAGAUGUACGAUCUUUACGGCGACGCGGGGCUGCAGCAAAUGGAGCAAGGAGGAGCUGGGGGCGGUAAUAUUCUUUUCUGAUUAAUACACGCGUAAUUACUGGGUAUAUCGUUAUCGCCAUUGGAAACUAGUUGUUGUGACGCAUGCAUGGAUGUUUCUGUGAUAUAAUACUUUGAAAGUGACCAGUUGUACUGCUUUUCCCAUUUUUAGGUGCCGCGGGAAUGGGCGGUGCCCACGCAGAUCCUUUUGAGAUGUUCCGGGAUAUAUUUGGGCAAGGCUUUGGAGGAGCCAAUGCACGGACACGAAAAACGCAAGACAUCGUGCAGAAAGUGAAACUUUCGUUGGAGGAUAUCUAUAAUUAUGGACGAGGAUGUGCUCAAUCGUGAAUGGAAGAGUAAAUGAUAAUAAAAUAAAUGUUGAAUAGCUGAGAUGGAAGAAUUAAUACAAUAAACGUGCAUCUUCUGCGAACACAACGCCUGGGCACCGUGUCCAAUCGCCGUGUCUGAACGACUUUUAGUUCGCGGCUGAAUUACAAGAACCAAGUCACACAACCUCAAAGAAUGCCAGAGUUCGGAAACACUGUUAGAGACGUACUGAUGAUGAUGAGCCUCUAAUGCAGGGGUGUGACGAAAGAUUACCAGCUAACACGGCAUGUGCUUUGCGAAUAUUGUCAGGGACACGGAGGCAGCGAAGUUCGAGCGUGCAGCACCUGUGGCGGCGUCGGACGCAUCCAACAACAACAGAGAAUGGGACCUUUUGUGCAAUUCGUGCAGACAGAGUGCCCAGCGUGCAAAGGUGCUAUUCGAUGAAGAUGUUGUGCAAUGUAUGAGAAUGUUGUGCAAUUAUGUAUUAUUGUGCAAUUAUGUAUUAGAAUGUUGUGCAAUUAAAUGUAUUAGAAUGUUGUGCAAAUAUGUAUUAGAAUGUUGCUGCAAUAGGGGCAUCCGGAGCGAGGAAGCAGUAACCGAAGCGCUAAGAACACUGAGUAAGUGCAUGAUUUUUGGAGGUUGUAUUCUAGAAAGACUACCAAGAAAAGGAGGGCUUGCAACACAAUAAACAUCAACAAGCUUGAUCCGAUCAUUAUUAGAUUUGGGUUGUUGUAAGAAGACAUGAACCAACUGUUUGCAAAGUGUUUAGCUGAAAUACCGGACUCCUGAUCUAAGUACAACUUGCUUAAAUUUUGAAUUCUUACCAAAAGUAGUCCACUAAACGGGUCCUAAAACUACAAUAUCCAGGCGAAGGCAUGGUCGUUCCACCUGGGAAAGGAUGCAAGCCUUGUAAGGGGAAGGGCUUAGUAGACCAGAAGGAGUUUUUCCAGAUAACCGUGCCGCCUACUGCCGGGACCGGGUUUGUCAAGAAAUUUCCGAACAAGGCCGACGAGAUGCUGGGGUGUGAGACCGGAGACCUCGUCUUCGUCGUAGAGGAGCUUCGCCAUCACACUUAUCACCGCUUGGGACAGGAUCUGAUGAUCCAGAAAACAUUGCCCUUGCAGGAUGCGCUGUGUGGGUUCAGGUACUUUGUGUACGUUUUUGACCACAUUGUUCAUUUUUGAAGUUUUUUUUCCUUACAGAAAGGUAGAGUCGGCAUCAGCGCUAUUGUUGCACAACGAACUAGCAUAACAUUAUAGCAAGCAUUUGAUGUUGAUUCACGAUAAUCCACUAGGUAAAGUUACUCGGAUCAACAUCAUCGCAACAGGUUCAAACUGGGUUUCUUAGACGGUGAGGAUAUCGUAGUGGAAAGCAAUGGGGAUACGGUGGUACAGCCUGGGGAUGUCUGGCGGAUACCCGGUCGAGGCAUGCCCUCAACAAAUGGCGUGUUCGGAGACCUCCUGGUGAAAUUCGAGAUACUUUUUCCACAGGGCGUUCGUCGCGAUCGGGAUCUUUUCAGGAGCUUAGGCGUAGAGAAGAGUUUUUAUCUGCCAGACGCAGCGAAGGAGGAAGUCGUGCGAGGACCAAAUACUGGUAUUAAGAAGUUUAAGAAGAUAUUAUUAUGGUACUAGCGUAAGAAAAAUUUCUAUUUCUGUUUCUUAGAAAACUCUAUGAUAAAGAUUAAGAUUGUUGACAUGAUGGUAAGUACUUACGUAGAACUACUUAAUACAAGUUACAAGUACUAGUGAUAAGAUCUACAACUGUCAGGCCGCGCACAUACCGCAGAACGAAUGGAGAAACGCUCUCGCGACCGCCUGGUCGAAAGACUGCAACGGCAGAGAGAGCGGUCCGAACGGAGCAGCGCCGGCGGGGAGGAUGCUCAGUGUCAGAUGAUGUAGCGUCCGAACGGAGCAGCGCCGGCGGGGAGGAUGCUCAGUGUCAGAUGAUGUAGCGUCGAUGCUCAGUUUCAGAGGAUGUAAUUUUCCAGUUGGUGUCACCAGUGGCCGAGGUUGCUGACCUACACCUACCAUUGUUCUUCGCCACGGGCACCGCUCCAUGGCUGUACUCAUUGUUCUUUCAUUGGCUGUAUAUGCAGCUUUCAUCUUCCAACAGUCUAAAACGCGCUUCCAGGAUUUCCAUUCCCACACAAAUCUGAGAGUCUCUCAAUCCACACCCACUCUGACAUCCCCUUCGAGCGCUCUUUCCUUGCCCUUGGGAAGAGGGCUCGAACAGAAACCUAUGUUACAACUUAGCGCAUUGAGGAUACACCAUGUUCAAAGAUAGCGACACGUCUCUAGCGCGCAAUACAACUACGCAAGAAUAUCGCAAAUAAGUGAUCAAGUAUCGUAUUUCAGUUCUUCAAUACAAGUUUUUAAUCUUCUUGUCUGCUGCACCUUAUGGUAAU
Messenger RNA from Amoebophrya sp. A25, 4065 nucleotides. The record is from the annotation of a GenBank genome assembly. Lineage: Eukaryota; Dinophyceae; Syndiniales; Amoebophryaceae.